GAAAAUGAUGGGUGCCCUUGGCAUCUGCUGUGCCUGGCAGCAGCCUGCCCCUGCCCUGCUGAGGUGUACCUGAUUGUGUGAAUAUGUAAGAUAAAUGUGAGAGAUGCUUGUUACAUUUCAUACAUGUAAAUAAGUAAAAAUGCAGAGAAGCAAUUUUGCAAUUUUGCCCUGAUGUGUUGUUGUAUCCACAGACAGCAGUACAGAAUCAGUGAGUGAAAGAGAACCAUUGCCAAGAGGAAGUUCUGUUUCCUGUGCCCAGCUCAAAGUUCAGUGCUGGGGCUUUGUCUUUUAGGCUUUGUCUUUUAGGCAUCCAGGAUUUUGUUUCCAGCUCUGGAUCUAGAACAGUGUCACACAGCAGGGAGCAAGAAACCAGUUACUGUCCUGCAAGGCCAGCACCAAAGCCUAAGGAGAAACCAAGGGCCGCUGAACACAGAACUGCUGCUGAGAAUAAUGCGCAGGUUGUUAGAAUGUGUCUGCAGGCAGCAGAAAGAAGGUGCCUGUGCUCAAGUAAUGUAGCCUUUGUCUUUGCACAGAAAGCUCCCACGUGGCUCGGGGCCUUGGCACGAGCUGGUUAUUGAAGUGCAGAUUUAGGGUGGGUUCACGAGCCAGCCGUGCUCAGCCUGGGGGCUGUUGGCUCCUGCUGCGAGAUGGUUCCUAUUGUUAUCCCUCCUAGAGAAACGGGAGUCAGGGAGGGCUGACACCUUCACAAUGUUGUUCAGGCCUGAUUCAGGGAGAAUCGUAGCUGCUUAAUUUUUUGUCCUCCAAACUGAGCCUGGAUGACUCAUCUGUUUUGAGACGGCACCCACCCACAAAAGGUGGGUUUGAGCCUCGUGCCUCUUCAUUCAGUUCCUAAGCGUGUCAGAAUCAUCAGCGCGUGUCUGAGCCCCAUUAAUGACUUAGAAAAUGCUCUCUACUAUGAAAGCAACUCGCUGCCAUCUCCCCUACCCCGCCGUGCUCUGGAAGGCGCUGUGCACGCCGUGGGUGCUCGGUUUGAGGGCUCCCGGGGCAGGGCGGGGUGUGAGGCGGCCCCCGAGCCCCUCCUGGGCGGGCAAAGAGCGCCGGCGGCCCCGCACCUGAGCCCGCAGCACGAGGAGCGGGAUCCGGACCCCGGCAGGGCUGCAGCCCGUCCCUGCUCCUCCACUUCGCAGGUAUUCAACAGCUCUUCCCGCUCCUGUGCGCGGGGAUAGAGCUAGCCCAAGGGUGGGGUGUCCCCAAGGGCACCGUGCCGGUCCGCUUUGCCCAGGAGAACGGGUGAAAACCAGCCCCGGCCAUUGCUCACACUGAAGUAAGUGCGUCCUCCCCGGCCUGACAAAGCGCCGUUUUGGAGAAAAACGAAUUAGUUUUACCUGAAUUUCACCGAACUACUCUGUUCGGGUAGUUUUAACCUCUAAGCUGUGGGUGUAAAGCUUAGAGUCAGUCUGUUGAGUUUUGGAGCAAGUUUAAUGUGUCUUUCUGAACUCAGUUGUUUCAACUGCAAACCUGGUGUGGCUUUAGCUUUUCAGGGCUGCUUUAGGCUUAGUUUUAUUUAAAGCAUUUUAAGGUCCUCGGGCUGCUUUUAAGAGCACAGUGAAUUUCUUUCCUUAAAAAAAAAAAAAAAAGGCAUACCAUAGAAGCUAAAAAUAGGAGAUAAUAGUUUUUAUCUAACCACAACUUUGUGCAUUUCAUGGAAAAAGCUUCCAACAGGACAUGAGGAUGAAGCGGUUCAUGGCCAUGUUAAACAAGAAUAAAAACAAGGAUCCCCCACCCUCCAAGCUGCUGGAUCUAGCAGGAAAGCUCUGCCGGGACCUCCAGAGCUCGUCCCCUAGUCUGGAGAAGCUGGUUGGGGCCGUGAUGGGAUGCAAACACAAGAUGUAUUUUCUCACUAACAUCCACAUUGUCCGGGCUUGCGUGUCUGUUCAUAUCCGUAAUGGGCAGCACGACAGAGCCUGCAGCCUCCUGGAGCGCUGCAAGGCAGAAGAGAAGGAAGAACUGGUGCAACUUUGGCACGAGGUUCACUAUCAGAGGGUUAUGGAGAGACAGCACAAGGAUUUUCUGACACCGGUGCAGAGAUUCCGUUGCAGGAAGAGGAAUCCUCCACCUAUUUCCCUUUGUCCUGAAGGUUUGAAGACUAGAAACUAUCCAGAAGAAGUCCGGCAGCACCUGCACAGGUUUGCUGUAGAGGUGACAGCAAACCCAGACAAGAAACAGCGGGAGGGACUGGCUCGGGACAUGAACCUGCAGCCAGUUCAGGUCUAUAAUUGGUUUGCCAAUUACCGACGACGUCGAAAACCCUGCGUCCUUCCCACGGAAACGCUCCACAGCUCCUGUCCUGAGAGGGCUUGGACUUCCCACACAGAGGAGGAGCAGUCUAAAGGACCCUACACUCCACAAACUGCAGGUGGAUCUCAUGCAGGCACUGGCUCUGAGCAAAUGGAGAUAACCCUCGUGCCCUGUGAGCCAAGGUGGGAGCAGUCAGCUGCAGAUCUGGAUAAGCCUCCCGGAGGAACGUAUUUGGAGAUGCUGGAAUCCAGCUUUCUGCAGAGCCCUGAGCUGCUUGAGGCAGGAACAAGCACGGCUUUGUUCUCCAUUCCCAGCACUGAACAACCUGCCCCUUUCUGCAGCGAGGCUGUGCUGGAACCAGGGCCCUGCUUUAGGCCUGCUGUGCUGCAGCCCAGAGCAGCAGUGAGCAGUGCUGGGGCCAACCCCCAGCUGGGGAGCUUGGUCCUGUGCUCUUGCAGGCCCCUUCCCGUCCUGGAUGAAGGCCUGGCCGUGUGGCAGGGCCCUUGCAGCACCACAGGAGUCUCUGACUCUGUGUGGACCCCAGGUACAGAAGUUCCUGUCAGACUGUGUUUGGCAAGCCCCAGUGCCCACCUGUUUCUGCACCCUGCAUGGAAGAAAGCCAAGCCUUGGGACAAAGCCAGGUCCUGCAGGAUCCAGUUGGUGACCCAUUAAGCAGCGACACGUUCUGGGCAGCGUGCCUGCUCUUUGAAUUCUCUGCCAGCGGACAGAUGUGACCUGCCUGCAGAGACACUCCGGCUGGGAAGAGACACUUCCCCAGGAAUCACCCCAUCGCUGCCUAUUUUUUCCUCUUGUGUUUUUUUAUAAAUGAACGAGGAGUGUGACAAGGGGAUGAAUAAGAGUGAGGGUGAGGGAUGAAGGCGUUUUCAAAUGGUUACAAAGUUUGGUUUACUUACAGUUUUAUUAAGAAUUUUGCAAAGAGUAGAAGAAACAUUGUGGACUGCAGGUUUUUAGUGGAGCAGUCUGAAGCUGUAGUGUAGAAGCUAAAAUUACCAAGGCACUGAUUCCAUGGCAGUUCCAUGCAUUACCCAUAGCACUGGUCAGAUCCGAGUACUUCAUUGCAUCAUGAAGGUAAAUGAAGCUCCUAUACUUCAAAGGAGUAAAAUUUAAUUAUAUUGCCUUACAGUAGAUAUUGGAUAACUUUUUCUCAGGUCUGGAAAACAAGGUCUCAGCUCAGUGCUGGUAAAAUACUGCUGUUUCUUGUCCCUGCGUUCCUGUUGAAUGCAGGGUGUAACUUCUGGAGGGUUCCAUGUUCUGUAGUGUCACAGAGGACACAAACUGGAGCACGGUAGAAUUUUCGGUGCUAAAGAUCUGGCAGGACUGGGGGAGGGCAUACCAUGGUUUUGGUGUUAAACACCAAGAAGUAGCAAGGUAAGCCCUUGGUGCAGGGUAAAGCUAAUCCUGCAAGUCAUAGGGAGUGGUCUUUUGGGUAUUUUCCCUAUUUUCCCUUUUGGGUGUUUUUUGCAGUGUUACUAAGGGGGUUUAAAUCUGUAUUGGAGAAGGGGUCAUCUUUGCCAAACCUCCAGCCCGGAGAUGCAUGGAGGAGAUGCUUCCCUUACCUUUUGUUACAAAGUUAGCAAAUAAAAGUUGUCAAUUACUGUUUC
This is a messenger RNA of Myiozetetes cayanensis, 3881 nucleotides long. It is a transcript of the gene ANHX, whose product is annotated as anomalous homeobox. Gene Ontology annotation, biological process: regulation of transcription by RNA polymerase II. The transcript has 8 exons. Bases 1687 to 2931 code for a protein of 414 amino acids. Gene Ontology annotation, cellular component: transcription regulator complex; nucleus. The record is from RefSeq and is a predicted model, not a curated record. Lineage: Eukaryota; Metazoa; Chordata; Aves; Passeriformes; Tyrannidae. Gene Ontology annotation, molecular function: DNA-binding transcription factor activity, RNA polymerase II-specific; RNA polymerase II cis-regulatory region sequence-specific DNA binding.